Molecule: messenger RNA, 901 nt
Organism: Theileria parva strain Muguga
Lineage: Eukaryota; Apicomplexa; Aconoidasida; Piroplasmida; Theileriidae
Product: SRP40 domain protein
Exons: 4
Coding region: 191-835 (214 amino acids)
Source: RefSeq, a predicted model, not a curated record
AUUGUAUACGAAUAAAUAAAUUUUAAUAAAUUUUAGAGUAAUUUUUUAUAUAAAUUAUUUCUUUUGUUACUAAUUUAUGUACAAAUUAUGUAAAUUAAAAUUCCUUCAAGUUAUAACCCUUUUAAAUUUGUUAUAAACUAUACUUUUGUAAAAUAACUUUGUAUAAUAGUUUAAUAAGUUGUCUUGUUAAAUGUCUUCUGAUAAUUUGGAAGUUUUAGAGCCCAGCCCUCUCCUGUUUUCUGUUGUUAAGAUAUUGUCUGACAAUGGACUCAGAAAAACCUUGAACAGACUAAGAAAGGAAACGAAAUGUAAGAAGCUGAAAGCGAAGCAUCUUCCAGAAGAAAUCAAAAAUGCAGAUUUUAACAAAAUGGUUUCAACGUUGUUCAAAAAGAGAAAACGCAGCCCAAACAAAACCCAAACAAAAACCAAAAAGUCUGAGGAGUUACAAAAGGUUUUGAAUGGAUUCGUUAAGUCUUCUAAUGGUUUAGAAGGCACCAUUGAAGAGUCCAAGAAAUCCGACUCUUCAGCUUCUGAGUCUUCUGAUAAUUCUUCUAGUACUGACAAAAACGAAAAGAAGGCUACUGGUUCAGGUGUUCCAUUUAGGAGAAUUCAAGACGAUGUCUGGUUAAACAAGAUAGAAAAGGAAGAAUUGAAAGCUAAUUCUUACAAAAUGAAGAAUGAUACCUUCGCCUUGAAGGCUGCUGAGGAACUAGGCUCUGUGAAAGGAAAGGACUUCAAAUCCCAAAAAUACAAGAAAAAGCGUUCUUCCUGGAGCGGUUCAGGUGAAAUAACAAGUUCUGUGAAUUCUGUCAUUUUUAGUGAUUCAGAUUCUUAACUUUUCAUUACACAUUACCCAUAAUUCUUCUAAUUCACUUUUUUAUUUCAAUAUCUUUUCUAAAAC